AUUGCUGACCCUGAGGCCUGUGACCAAAUGUACGAGAGCUUAGUCAGAAUCCACACCAACUACUACAAAAACAAGUAUCCGCGCCUGAAAGACACAAGCUUCACUGGAGUGACAGUAGAAGACUGCAAGAUGAUUCUAGCAACAGACAUUCUGAAACAGAUGGAAGACAUGAAAAAAGGGACAUGGAAAAAAUUGCGAGAAAAGUUUUAUGCCAAGAAACCUGAAGAGGACUCGAAGUGA
Tauraco erythrolophus (red-crested turaco) is the source of this 240-nucleotide messenger RNA. The record is from RefSeq and is a predicted model, not a curated record. Lineage: Eukaryota; Metazoa; Chordata; Aves; Musophagiformes; Musophagidae.